UUAUCUUCCAUUUUUAGUAGACAAACCAAGAAAGUAUAAUGGGUGCCUCUACUUUGCAUAUCUCUAUAGCAUUGUUUUCAUUCUUGGCAAUGCUCCACCUUCCUCUCCAAGCAGAUGCUGCCACGAGACACUACGAGUUCAACAUAACAAUGCAAAAUGUGACGCGAUUAUGCAACACUAGGAGCAUAGUCACAGUGAAUGGGAAAUUUCCCGGGCCUCGAGUUGUGGUGAGGGAGGGGGAUCGCCUUCUUAUAAACGUCACCAACUUUGCUCCCAGCAAUAUCACCAUCCAUUGGCACGGGAUUAGGCAGCUUCGGAGCGGUUGGGCCGAUGGACCGGCUUAUAUAACCCAAUGCCCGAUUCAAACCGGGCAAAGCUAUGUCUACAAUUUCACGGUGAUUGGGCAAAGAGGGACUCUUUGGUGGCAUGCACAUGCUUCUUGGCUUAGAUCAACUGUCUAUGGCCCUAUCAUUAUCCUUCCAAAGAAAAAUGUGCCCUAUCCUUUCCCUGAGCCAUACAAACAAGUCCCCAUCAUAUUUGGAGAAUGGUUCAAUACCGACACCGAGGCUAUAAUUAGCCAAGCUCUACAAACGGGAGGCGGACCCAACGUCUCCGAUGCCUAUACCAUCAACGGACUUCCCGGCCCUCUCUACAACUGCUCCGCCAAAGAUACAUUCAAGCUAAAGGUAAAGGCGGGAAAAACCUACCUCCUCCGAGUAAUCAAUGCUGCACUCAACGACGAGCUAUUCUUCAGCAUUGCCAACCACACUCUCACCGUCGCCGACGUCGACGCAGUCUACGUCAAACCCUUCCAAACCGACACCAUUCUCAUCGCCCCGGGCCAAACCACCAACCUCCUCCUCCACACGAAACCCACCGCCCCCGGCGCCGCAUUCCUCAUGACCGCCCGGCCCUACGCCACCGGCGCCGCCGGCACCUUCGACAACUCCACCGUCGCCGGAAUCCUGGAAUACGAAUCCACCCCAUUCAACAAAAACCUCCCCCUCCACAAACCAACCCUCCCUCCCCUCAACGACACCGCCUUCGCCACCAACUUCACCACCCGCCUCCGCAGCCUCGCCACCCCCCAGUUCCCAGCCAACGUGCCGCAGAGCGUCGACCGCCGCUUCCUCUUCACCGUCGGACUCGGCACCAAACCGUGCGACCAGAACAACGCCACGUGUCAGGGGCCCAACGGCACGAAAUUCGCGGCGUCGGUGAGCAACAUAUCGUUCGUGCAGCCGGCGACGGCGCUGCUGCAGGCCCACUUCACGGGGCGGUCGAGCGGCGUCUACGCGGCGGACUUCCCCUACAGCCCGCUGCGGUGGUUCAACUACACCGGCAGCCCUCCCAACAACACCAUGGUCGGGAACGGGACGAAAUUGAUGGUUCUUCCGUUCAACGCGAGCGUGGAGGUGGUGAUGCAAGGCACCACCAUUUUGGGGGCGGAGAGCCACCCUCUCCACCUCCAUGGAUUCAAUUUCUUCGUGGUGGGACAGGGCUUCGGCAACUACGACCCCGUUAACGACCCGAAACGGUUUAAUCUGGUCGACCCGGUCGAGCGCAACACGGUCGGCGUGCCACCCGCUGGAUGGGUUGCGAUUCGGUUCUUGGCCGAUAAUCCUGGGGUGUGGUUUAUGCAUUGUCACUUGGAAGUUCACACGAGCUGGGGAUUGAAGAUGGCGUGGCUUGUGUUGGAUGGAAAGCUUCCCAAUCAAAAGCUGCUUCCGCCGCCCUCUGAUCUUCCUAAAUGUUGAUUUCAUUUGCAUCUCAUUUAAAGUUCACCUUUGCGAGUUUUUCUUUUAUCUCUUUUUAAGGUAGAAUUGACUUGAUUUAUUGUUUUUGUUGAGGAUCAAAUUUGUACUUGUAACGUCAGUUGAGUUGUAAUAAAGUCAUGAUUUCUUAAGUUUAA
Messenger RNA from Salvia hispanica, 1912 nucleotides. Its product is annotated as laccase-4-like. Gene Ontology annotation, cellular component: apoplast. The record is from RefSeq and is a predicted model, not a curated record. Gene Ontology annotation, molecular function: hydroquinone:oxygen oxidoreductase activity; copper ion binding. Lineage: Eukaryota; Viridiplantae; Streptophyta; Magnoliopsida; Lamiales; Lamiaceae. Gene Ontology annotation, biological process: lignin catabolic process.